AUGCCAUGUCGACUCCAGCCGUACAUCUGGAUCUCCGAUGAUACGCUCGCUACAGCCUAUCGUCGCUUCGCCAAUACCUGUCUGGUGAACCACUCCCAUAUCAACACCCGACGCCAUGGCAGCAAUGUCCCGGGGCCAAUGGAGGCCCGUCGCCGCCUCGCUAGAAGACGAAUGGCUGGCCUCAGUAUGGCUAGCCCCUCUCCAGGCUUGAUGCCUGACUUUGGCGCUCUCUUCGGCUCGGGAGGUGUCGACAUGACCUCGUUAUGGGCUCCACCAACCACCGCACAGUCGCGUGCGCCAAAUCUACCAGACUAUGCUGCUCCCGCUCCACCAAAUCCUGAACCAACUCUUGUGCUCCAAGAGUCUUGCGCUUCUCGUGCCGUCUCAACACCGCUCAAAUCUCACCAAUCUGAUCUUGAACCUUCUUUCCAAGAGUACUUAAACCUACUGGCUUCAUGUCGCACCCUGGACUCGCUGGCUCGAGCAUAUGCUCGCAUGCAUUCUGACUCUGAUGUUUCAGAGACCUUCAGCAGAGCUGCUCUUCGCUCCCUCUUGUAUCAAUCCCCUCCUGACCAAAUUUUGGCCUUUCUGCAGAGCGAUUUGGACCAUGAAGACGCCUUCAACUGCCAUGCCUACCUCACCCAUCUCUUCGCUACCAAUGGCCGCCCUGCAGUCGUGCUGGACUGCGUUCGUUUUGUGUGCGACAAGAUUGCCUUGAGCACUAUGCCAAUGAAAGAGUUGUCAGACAUUCUGGAUAUGCUUGAGGCUCCUGCACGAGUUGAUGGUCAAUUGCUCUUGGAAGCCAAUGCGAUGCUUCAUCAAUCCUUGGUGGAUGCCUUUGCGCCAAAAGCUCCUCCAGAGCAUCUCAAUACCAGACUGCUCAAGAAUGCACUUUCUCUGCCGCCGUCGCCAGACGUCUCCAAGCUGAUAGCUGCGGCUUUCCCACUUUCUGGCCGCUCCAAGGUCAUGGGUAAAUACCUCCAAAAAGCCAUCAUGACUCGAACAACUCGGCGCGGACCAUCGGACGAGCUAAUUCCCAUCUUGAACUCCAUUCCCUCUGAAAAGUUUGACACUGUCAUCUUCCUUGCUACGCAAAAAUUCGUCAAGGUUCUCUCUGGUCAAACAGUUGAUCGCAAUGAGUGCACCGAGAGGCUCACAUGCUGGCUCGACGACCUCUUACUCUUCCGUCCUUCAAUCCUCCAACCGGCCUCGUCAUGCGCCCUGCUUCUUUACCCUUUCCUCGCUUCAAGAUUCACCAUCGCUGAGCUCGGUCCUCAUUUGAGUUCAUUUCACCCUGCAGAUGCUGCUAUCAUCGUCCUUCACAAUUGGAUAAAGCCUUCUAUACUCGAGGUACCAGAUCCUGAUCUUCUAGAAUCUGAGAUACCAGAUUCCGCAAAUGAUACAACGCCAGCCACAGAACCAAUACGCUGCCUCCCACUACAAUCUCCACCAACGGUUCAUAGCCGAGACGCCUCCAAAAAACCAUUCCAAAGCUACGGAUUACGAUAUACAAUAUCUCGAGCCCUUGAUCGUUCCCUUACUCAGCGAGCAACUCGCCCAACACGCCAAGCCUUAUUUGAUUCAAUUGAAUCAACGCUACGUGAACGUUGCAAGCCCGAUCGCAAAGGUGUCUAUCCAAGUUGGGGAGGAGCCUGGGUUCACCUUACCAUAUUGCUAAGCGACAACAAGAUUGAUCAUGCUGGUUGGCUCAGUGAUUUGCUUCAAGUGCUGAAGCAUUACAAGUCACCUGUGUGGACAUAUUACUUUUUCGCAAAACUUACCUGGAAUGACGUCCAUAUUCCUUAUCCGGUGGCUGUAGAUCUCAUGCGACAUUUCAUCAACAUCAAGAAAACGCAAUGGGCGCUGAAUGUCUUCCGACGCUCACAAGGCCGCCAAGGGCUUUCGGACAUACCCGAGUUGUUGUUCGCUCUUAUCGACAGUCGCGCAGUCAGGUCAGACGUUUUGUUCGAUCUACUGAACACACCAGAUUAUAGCAAUUCUCUGCCAAUGAAUUUGCGCUCGGUGGCCAACAAUUCCCUGUCGGAAGAGAGGGUACAGCUAGUGCACCAUGCUGCUUACGCCAUGGCCAAGUCACCACUGUUGACCUCAAGCAUGGCCUUCAGGAGGGUAUGCGAUUGCUUGAACUACCUUCAGGACCGAGACGCACCACUUUCAAGCCUAAUGUCUCGAGCUCUUGUCUAUUCUGGAGUGACUCGUCCUCUUAGAGAAGGUCUUUGGCUUAGCACGGAGAAGUUCCAAUGGAUCUUACCGUUUGUUCGUCAACUGGAAGGUGACGAAGUCGCGAACAGCCUCGACGAAGCGGCUUUCACGCUCAGGAGCGAAAACCUCGAGUCGAAACGGGUACUCAUGAAGUCAUUGGAAGACAUGGAACGAAAAGCAGAUCGAGUUGAUUGGGAGUAUCGCAAGCAAUUCGGUCAUGCAUCUCAUCGAUGGAAGAAGACAACAGUACCAGACAAGCAUGGUGUGACCGACCGAAUGCGCCGCUCCCACGCGCGGCAAGCUCAUGUUCUAAACAGAGUCAAUAGUUGCUGA
Messenger RNA from Aureobasidium melanogenum CBS 110374, 2553 nucleotides. RefSeq lists its product as uncharacterized. The transcript has a single exon. Lineage: Eukaryota; Fungi; Ascomycota; Dothideomycetes; Dothideales; Saccotheciaceae. Bases 1 to 2553 code for a protein of 850 amino acids. The record is from RefSeq and is a predicted model, not a curated record.